Messenger RNA from Fukomys damarensis (Damara mole-rat), 1413 nucleotides. RefSeq names its product testis expressed 33 (gene Cimip4). The record is from RefSeq and is a predicted model, not a curated record. NCBI's taxonomy places the organism in Eukaryota, Metazoa, Chordata, Mammalia, Rodentia, Bathyergidae. Bases 518 to 1303 code for a protein of 261 amino acids. The transcript has 9 exons.
UCACAGUGGGGGAAGGCUGCUCCCUAGCAGCCAUCCAUUGGACGCCCCCAGUCCCUGGACAGCUCUAGUCUGCACUCCUGGGCUUUCCGAUGUUAUGAAAGACCGAGAGGAGGGUGGCUUCUAGUGACACGCGCCGGGCUGCAGCCAGACCCACCGCCUGCCUUCACUGAGGUCCCUCGGGACCUUCCUCCAGGCUGGUAACCCAGGCUGACCUCAAACUCACAGCAAUUCUCCUGCCUCAGCCUCCCAAGUGCUGGGAUUACAAGUGUGUCCACCAUGCUCACCGUCUACAUCUUUUCUGACCCCCACUUUGGCCAUCACAGUUACUCCGAACUCUUCAGCAGGCCUUGUGAAGCUGCACCCAUUGACCAGUUGUGGGAGGACCUGGUAUAGGGACCCCGGGUCACAGGAGUGGGGAGGAAGCAGCAUCUGAAGACGGUGUGAGAACGAGACAAGAGUCCAUCUGGUGCAGCUUGGAGGACCAAGCUAGGAAAUACCUGCCUCAGAGCGAGAGUCGAUGGAGCCUGGCCGUGGAGCAGGUGCAACCCCUUUGCCCAGGAGCCCCCUGAACAGCAGCAAGGGGAGCCCCCCGGGCAUGGACACCUCCAAGUUCAAGCCCCAGACCCCGCCUUCCUCAAGCCCCAGAGGCAGCUCCCAAGGACAAGACCACCUAGAGCAAGCCCGGCCUCCCCCGCCAAGCCCUGCCAGCAAGGACUGUCUGGGGAUUGGCCCAGGGCUUGGGACUCUGAAGAAACGGGACUCCAGACCCUCCUCAAAGGAGAGCUGCGUUUCCCUCCUGAAGGGGCCUCGGCAGGACGAAGGCCCCAACGCGAAGACCCAGGAGCGAAGAAGGAGUUCGCCUCCCAGCCAGAAGGGCAGCAUCAUCCCUGACAACAUUCGCCACAAGUUUGGGAGCAAAGAGGUGGACCAGCUGGUCUCCGAGGAGCAGGCUCGGAGGGUCAUCAGUGAAGUCUUGGAGGGCCAGAAGAAGAGAAGCUCGUGGUCCAGUAGGACCCAGAGUCCUGUGAAAAUCUCCUCCAUCUUUUCAGACUACUAUGAUCUGGGUUACAACAUGCGGUCAAACUUGUUUCAAGGGCCACCCCAAGAGACCAAGAGCCUCAUGAAAGCUUCCUACACGCCAGAGGUGCUGGAGAAAUCAGUGCGGGACUUGGAACACUGGCACGGCAGGAAGACAGACGACCUGGGACGGUGGCACCAGAAAAAUGCCAUGAACACGAACUUACAGAAAGCACUAGAGGAGAAAUACAGAGAAAAGAGCAAAUCCAGGGCCUCCAAGUACUAGAUAUGGCACAGAAGAGGCACCCUCAGCUCAAAGAAAGUGCUAACAAUAAAGAAAGGACAAAUCAGAAUCCUACUCCUCCACUCAAUGGCUUGCUUCAUGCCGGGAUGGGG